AACCUGAGGGAGAAUCUAUAGAGUAAACCCACGGAGCCUGUUCUUCCCUCUGCCUCCAGAGGCGGACACACCCAGAGCUAAGCAUUUUUUAAACUUUUGUGCCAGUAUUGAAGAUAAUCGGCUCCCCUCGUACAGUUGACACCGCAGUGUCACGGCACGUCUUGUGGUCUCAUGUAGAGAACUGGUAUGAUGGGAACCCUCCGCACCCGGUAAUCAUGGAAAUCAGACUCUCUGCAGAACAUCCGGGCAGCAUGACUUUGAUGAAUGGAGAUGGGGCACACGAGCAUCAAGCCGAGGUGGAGGCGAAACAAAAUGGCCAUGAUGUGGGUGAACAUGCAGAGGAUGGGAGUGAACAGGAGGUUAUCGUUAUUCAGGAUACUGGCUUUACGGUGAAGAUACAAGUCCCAGGCAUCGAGACGUUUUCAAUUCAGGUGUCCCCUCAGGAGAUGGUUCAGGAGAUCCAUCAGGUUCUUAUGGAUAGGGAGGACACCUGCCAUAGAACAUGUUUUUCCCUUCAGCUGGAUGGGAAUGUGCUUGACAACUUUGCAGAGCUGAAGACCAUAGAAGGCUUUGAAGAAGGUGCUCUUCUGAAAGUUGUUGAAGAACCAUACACUGUGCGUGAGGCCAGGAUCCAUGUUCGACACAUAAGAGACCUGCUAAAAAGCCUGGACCCAUCUGAUGCUUUCAAUGGAGUGGACUGCAACUCCCUGUCAUUCUUAAGCAUCUUUACUGAUGGUGACCUCGGAGAGAGUGGAAAAAAGAAAAAGAAGGGCACUGAACUUGAACAAAUAGAUUGUACCCCUCCUGACAAUAUUUUACCUGGAAGCAAAGAGAGACCUCUCUGUGCGCUGCAACCACAGAAUAAGGACUGGAAGCCCUUGCAGUGUUUGAAAGUGUUCACUAUGAGUGGUUGGAACCCCCCUCCCGGGAACAGGAAAAUGCACGGAGAUUUAAUGUACUUAUAUGUGAUAACAAUGGAGGACCGGCAUAUUAGCAUCACAGCGUCUACCCGGGGAUUCUACCUCAACCAAUCUACGGCGUACACCUUCAAUCCCAAGCCAGCCAACCCCAGCUUCCUCAGUCACUCCUUGGUGGAGCUGCUCAAUCAAGUCAGCCCUGUAUUCAAGAGGAAUUUUGCCGCACUACAGAAGAAAAGGGUUCAGAGACACCCUUUUGAGCGCAUUGCUACCCCAUUCCAGCUCUACAGCUGGACGGCACCCCAGGUCGAACAUGCCAUGGACUGUGUUAGAGCGGAAGAUGCUUACACAUCCCGUCUCGGAUAUGAGGAGCACAUUCCUGGCCAGACCAGAGACUGGAAUGAAGAACUGCAAACAACAAGAGAGUUGCCCCGCAAAAACUUGCCAGAGAGACUAUUACGGGAGAGAGCUAUUUUCAAGGUCCACAGUGACUUUACAGCAGCUGCUACCAGAGGUGCUAUGGCAGUCAUUGAUGGGAACGUCAUGGCCAUUAACCCCAGCGAGGAGACAAAAAUGCAAAUGUUCAUCUGGAACAAUAUCUUCUUCAGCUUGGGAUUUGAUGUCCGAGAUCAUUAUAAAGAUUUUGGUGGGGAUAGUGCUGCUUAUGUAUCUCCAACAAAUGAUCUGAAUGGCGUAAGGACAUACAAUGCAGUGGAUGUAGAGGGACUAUACACAUUAGGGACAGUGGUGGUGGACUAUCGAGGUUACAGGGUUACGGCACAGUCAAUUAUUCCAGGUAUUUUGGAACGGGAACAAGAGCAGAGCGUCAUUUAUGGGUCCAUUGACUUCGGCAAAACUGUUGUGUCCCAUCCUAAGUACCUGGAGCUGUUAGAGAAAACCAGCCGGCCACUUAAGAUCCUGAAACACAAAGUCCUUAAUGACAAAGAAGAAGAGGUGGAGCUGUGCUCCUCUGUAGAGUGCAAGGGGAUCAUUGGCAACGAUGGGCGACAUUACAUUUUGGAUUUGCUACGCACUUUCCCUCCAGACCUCAAUUUCCUACCUGUAGAAGGUGAGGACAUGCCAGAAGAAUGUAAGAAGAUGGGUUUCCCCAAAGAACACAGACACAAGUUAUGCUGCCUACGUCAGGAGUUGGUGGACGCUUUUGUGGAACACAGAUACCUCCUGUUUAUGAAAUUGGCUGCCAUGCAGCUCAUGCAGCAGAAGACCUCCUUACAGGAGAACCCCGCUGCCCUGGAAAAUGGGGAACCUGCAGCCUCAUCUGAUUCCUCAGUCCAAAGCGAGCCUCAGGAAAAGAGCCAGUCAGCGGACAAGACAGAGGACAAUAUAGAUGGAGAGGCCAAAGUCAAAGAACUGGAGGAAAAUAUGGCAUCUAAUGAAAUGGUGGAUCUGAAGAGCAAAGAAGUGAUCCGGAAGGCAUGCCAGGCUGUAGGCUCAGUCAGUGAGACCUCUUUUGAUAUCCGUUUCAACCCGGACAUCUUUUCUCCAGGUGUGCGCUUCCCCGAGUCUGCCCAAGAAGAGGUCUUCAAUCAGAAACAAUUGCUGAAGGAUGCAGCAGCUUUUGUACUAACCUGUCAGAUUCCAUGCUUGAUCAAGGACUGUCUUGACCAUAAUGUAGUUCCUAUGGAUGGAGCCACGCUGGCUGAAGCAAUGCACCAGAGAGGAAUCAACAUGCGCUACCUAGGCAAAGUUAUAGAUAUUGUCAAAAAAUUCCCUGUCCCAUCCCAGCUAGAUCAUGUCUAUAAAAUAUUAAUUAUUGAAGUGAUCACCAGGUCUGCAAAGCACAUCUUCAAGACCUACCUGCAGGGAGUAGAGCUGUCUGGUCUAUCUGCUGCCAUUAGCCAUUUCUUGAACUGCUUCCUCAGCUCCUUCCCCAACUCCGUUGCUCACCUUCCCGCUGAUGAGCUGGUUUCCAAGAAAAAAAACAAGAAGCGCAAAAACAGGAACCUCAGCAGUGCUGACAACACGACCUGGGCCAGCGUCACCCCUCAGGAGCUGUGGAAAAACAUCUGCUCCGAGUCCAAAGCCUACUUUGACUUUAGUCUGGAAUGUGAAAAUGUGGACCAGGCUGUGGAGACGUACAGCCUCCAGAAGAUGAGCCUUCUCCGAGAAAUCUGUAUCAAAGUUGGCAUCCAGGUCCUGCUCAAAGAGUACAACUUUGAUAACAGACAUAAACCCACCUUCACUGAAGAGGACAUUUUGAAUAUUUUCCCUGUGGUGAAACAUGUUAAUCCCAAAGCAUCUGAUGCUUUUCAUUUCUUCCAAAGUGGACAAGCUAAAGUGCAGCAGGGUUUCCUAAAAGAAGGGUGUGAACUUAUUAACGAAGCCUUAAAUUUGUUUAAUAACGUGUAUGGCGCUAUGCACGUAGAGAUCUGUGCGUGCCUACGUCUACUUGCCCGUCUCAACUACAUUAUGAAUGACUACUCAGAGGCCUUAAGCAAUCAGCAGAAAGCAGUACUGAUGAGUGAGAGAAUUCUGGGUAUUGAGCACCCCAGCACCAUCCAGGAAUAUAUGCAUCUAGCUUUGUACUGCUUUGCAAAUAAUCAGCUCUCCAUAGCAUUGAAUCUGCUGUACCGAGCACGUUAUCUCAUGCUACUUGUGUUCGGAGAAGGUCACCCUGAGAUGGCGCUCUUAGAUAGCAACAUUGGCCUGGUGCUUUAUGGAGUAAUGGAGUACGACCUGUCUCUCCGCUUCCUGGAGAACGCACUUAACGUCAACUCCAAAUACCAUGGAGCCAAGUCUCUCAAGGUCGCACUCAGUCACCAUCUUGUAGCUCGUGUACACGAAACUAAAGGGGAGUUUCGCUCGGCUUUACAACACGAGAAGGAAGGAUACACAAUAUACAAGAACCAGCUGGGGGAACAACACGAAAAGACCAAAGAAAGUUCCGAGUAUUUGAAGUACCUCACCCAGCAGGCUGUAGCCUUACAGCGCACAAUGAAUGAGAUCUACAAGAAUGGACCCAGUGCCAAUAUAAUGCCUUUGAAGUUCACCGCUCCCAGCAUGGCCAGUGUCCUGGAACAACUGAAUAUCAUUAAUGGAAUCUUGUUCAUCCCUCUCAGUCAAAUAGACCUGGAGAAUCUGAAAGUGGAGGUCCAGCGUCGUCAACAGCUACAAGAGGCCAUUAAAGAAGCCAACAAUCAGGAGGCUGAAAACAAAGAAACUGAAACAUCAGAAGCCACCGGGACAAGUGUGGCCACAAGUGACCCUGUAGAGACGCAUACCUUUGCUUAGCUCUGUCUUCUCUUCCUUCUCAGACGCCACUUUCAAAACUGUUACCCCUACACAGGGUUUCCACCGAGAUCUAUAGGUUAAAUAGCGCGUCUUGGCAAUAUUGUUGCACAGGUAUAAAUGCCGAUAAUUCACAAUGCAAGGAGCUAAUCUAUAAACCAUCAAUGAGUUUGUGUCUGCUGCACUCAGACCCCUCUGUACCUAAGCACCUGUGCACCCACGAGAAUAAGGGGCUUCAACUAGCCCCAUCCUGGGACUUCAGUGUAGGCAAGUUGGGUGUGUGUCCAUGCAAAAUCCAUUUCUGCAUUUUGUGUUUGUACCUUAUAGGUAAUCGCUCUGCUUAAAGGUGACUGAAUAUUUCUCAGGUCAGUUAGUAAUGUGGACUGGGAUUUCUUUCACAGGAAAGGGCCCAUCAAAGAAAUUCAAAGCCAGAUCUAAAUUCCUAGCCACAAGGCUGUGGUCUGAGCCAAUAGAUACCGCUUGUGGCCCCAGAAUUAAGCCAUACACUAAAUGGGAAAUGAUCCCCAUAUCAUUAUUCCAUAGCACAUUAGGUUGAAACAGACAUGGAUGAUGCACUCUUUGGGAUUUUUUUUCAUUCUGCAUGUUGGAGGACAUUGGUUAAACCAUUUGCUUUUCAGCUUGAUUUUAUAUAAUUUUUUUUUUAAUGGUGAUUCUAUGGCACGUGUGAUUAGGUAUGCCUGUGUUAUUCAUGUUCACAGAUUAUCCAAGGACAAUAAGAAGCCUCUUGUCCAUGCUUAUAUCACUCCCAAAAUUAGUGCCUAAAGGUAUAAACUGUGGUGAAACAGCAUUUCUCCACAGAACCCUUGAUGAAUGCUGAGGCUCAGUCUUGAGGAACACCUUGAGUCCUUAGUUUUCUUCAUCCAUUUGUAGACAUAUCAUUACUUCACUGUUUAUUUUGAGACAUUUGUCUUCAAACUUUUUAGAGCCUCCUGAUUUAUUUAUUUUUGUGGGGGAUUUUUUUUUUCUUCAAAAGCAAGUGGUUCAUUUGAUGAUCUAAUGUAUAAUAGGCCUCAAAUCGUUGGUCAAAUAUUCUUUUGCCAUUCAUUACAAAUGAUGUAAGUUUUGGGAUGUUGGUUGCUUAUUCUUCUUUGUCAUUAGGCAGCAUUCGAUUGUAAAGAACAUUUUUCACUCUCAUCUGCCUUAAAUCCCAUAAUUCGGCAGUGGUCUCUUUGCACUCUGUGUACAGGUAAUGUAAGGUCAUUGGCCUCUCCGUCCAUUUGAGGAAAAGUUGUAUGGAAAGGUGGGCUAAUUGCUUGUCUAAAGUGCAUUAGGUCAGAUUCAUGCAUUACAGUCACCACAUGCAUUUUUCAUUAUGGAAAACUGGGAACAGAUCCCAAAAAGAGACGUUUUAAAGAUAAGCUUUCCACCUAACUUUUUGGCAUCCAUUGUCAGUUCGCACAACUGCUUGCUUUGCAUUUGGCGAUAAAGUGUAACAGUGAGUUUUAUGCAGGUCAGGACUAUCACACUUUUUAGUAAGGUCGUUGUUGCUAAAGCCUCCUAAACUUGUGGUUUUUACCACUUUGCUCUGUAUCUUUAAAACCCCAUCGCGCCGAGCAUCAUGAGAGCAGAAGUCCUUCUCAACAUGAGAAUUCCCAUCUUGUAAUCUGAUUGGACAGCCUCACACUUUUAAUGAAAGUAUUGAAAUGUAAUUUUUUUUAUUUAGAUUUGUUUUCUGCUGUUUUUCUGUCUACUACGUUGUGUUGAAUGUUUGCUUGUAUGAGUUCUUGCCAUUAUAUACUAGAAAGUUAUUUUUGUUGUCGUCUGUUUCCUUAAUUUUAUAUAGGUUUUUUGAGGGGGAUCCUGUACCUUACAUUAGCUUUUGACCUCCUUGUCCUGCAUAUACAAAUGACGGUAAAGCUUCAAUCCAGUGUAUUGGGGGGGGGGGGGGGGGGACUGAGAGCUCCCGUGGCUAAGCUGGCACAUAUGAUAGGUUGCAAGAUUUCUGGGAAGGCGCCCAGUUUAGCAUAUCCAGUGACUACUGCUCACCUCCAAUCUCUGAUUUGUAAUUGUCUAAAUGCUGCUCUGUACUGUUUCAUGGUAAGUGUAUUUUUGGGAAAUAACCUUCACUCUCAGACAGCAGACGCACUGUUGUCCUUAGUCCUAAAUGGCAUAUUCCUAAAAUUUGAGAAUUUUAGCCUUUAAUAAAUUGAUCUUAAUGCAUA
Bufo gargarizans (Asiatic toad) is the source of this 6349-nucleotide messenger RNA. It is a transcript of the gene CLUH, whose product is annotated as clustered mitochondria homolog. Gene Ontology annotation, molecular function: mRNA binding; protein binding. The record is from RefSeq and is a predicted model, not a curated record. NCBI's taxonomy places the organism in Eukaryota, Metazoa, Chordata, Amphibia, Anura, Bufonidae. Gene Ontology annotation, biological process: intracellular distribution of mitochondria. Gene Ontology annotation, cellular component: cytoplasm. The transcript has 26 exons. Bases 216 to 4169 code for a protein of 1317 amino acids.